Messenger RNA from Lethenteron reissneri (Far Eastern brook lamprey), 5228 nucleotides. RefSeq names its product zinc finger protein OZF-like. NCBI's taxonomy places the organism in Eukaryota, Metazoa, Chordata, Hyperoartia, Petromyzontiformes, Petromyzontidae. The record is from RefSeq and is a predicted model, not a curated record. Gene Ontology annotation, molecular function: DNA-binding transcription factor activity, RNA polymerase II-specific; RNA polymerase II transcription regulatory region sequence-specific DNA binding. Gene Ontology annotation, cellular component: nucleus. Gene Ontology annotation, biological process: regulation of transcription by RNA polymerase II.
UCACCUCGACCGCCGCGCGCUUCCGCGUGACGUCACGAGAUGCCAAGAGCCGCUUCUGGACGCGUUACUCGCGAAGGAUCCGAGAAUUAAUCGCAUGGAGAAGAGACCCUCGACACAGCCUGGUGAUAAAACGCACCAAUAUGACCAGUGUGUAUACAGCACGGAUCGCAGUGGACGUUUGAAGCAGCGACAGAGCACACACAUGGGCGAGAAGCCCUUCAAGUGCACUGUGUGUGCGAAGGCAUUUGCUCGUUCAGAAAAUCUUCAUGCUCAUCAAAGAACACACACGGGUGAGAAGCCCUUCAAGUGCACUGUGUGUGGUAAGGCAUUUACUCUUUCAAAAACUCUUCAUAUUCAUCAGAGAACACACAUGGGUGAAAAGCCCUUCAAGUGCACUGUGUGUGCGAAGACAUUUGCUUGUUCAGAAAAUCUUCAUGGUCAUCAAAGAACACACACGGGUGAGAAGCCCUUCAAGUGCACUGUGUGUGGGAAGGCAUUUACUCUUUCAAAAAAUCUUCAUGUUCAUCAAAGAACACACACGGGUGAGAAACCCUUCAAGUGCACUGUGUGUGGGAAGGCAUUUGCUUAUUCAGAAAAUCUUCAUGUUCAUCAAAGAACACACACGGGUGAGAAGCCCUUCAAGUGCACUGUGUGUGGUAAUGCAUUUGCUCUUUCAGAAACUCUUAAGAAACAUAAUAGAACACACACGGGUGAGAAGCCCUUCAAAUGCACGGUGUGUGGAAAGGCAUUUGCUCUUUCAAAAACUCUUCAUAAUCAUCAGAGAACACACACGGGUGAGAAGCCCUUCAAGUGCACGGUGUGUGGAAAGGCAUUUGCUCGUUCAAAAUCUCUUCAAAUUCAUCAGAGAACACACACAGGCGAGAAGCCCUUAGAGUGCACUGUGUGUGGGAAGGCAUUUGUUUAUUCAGAAAAUCUUCAUAUUCAUCAAAAAACACACACAGGUGAGACGCCCUUCAAGUGCACUGUGUGUGGGAAGGCAUUUGCUCAUUCAAAAACUCUUCAAAUUCAUCAGAGAACACACACAGGCGAGAAGCCCUUUGAGUGCACUGUGUGUGGGAAGGCAUUUGCUUGUUCAAAAACUCUUCAUAUUCAUCAAAGAACACAUACGGGUGAGAAGCCCUUCAAGUGCACUGUGUGUGGCAAUACAUUUGCUCGUUCAGACACUCUUAAGAAACAUAAUAGAACACACACGAGUGAGAAGCCCUUCAAGUGCACUGUGUGUGGGAAGGCAUUUGCUCUUUUAAAAACUCUUCAUAUUCAUCAGAGAACACACACCAGUGAGAAGCCCUUCAAGUGCACUGUCUGUGGGAAGGAGUUUACAUUAUCAGGAAACCUAAAGAGGCAUGAGAAGAUACACAAGGAGAAAGUGAAAUCGACUUGUGAAAGUCAACGUGCUGCAAUUAGCCCAUCUCUAGUGAAACGAGAAUCGGAAGAAAAUUCCCACUUGGCAACAUGGCCAGGAGUGACAGUGAAAUGUGAAGAAGUGAGGGUGAAAUGUGAAGAAGUGACGGUGAAAUGUGAAGAAGUGACGGUGAAAUGUGAAGAUCAAGAUUCGACUCCAGGACCCAAUCUGCAAGUGGAUAGAGGCAGCGUGAAGCAGGAGGAGCCUUCCGAUUCUGAGGGAGAGCGAGGCAAUCCCCAGCAGUUUGUGGAUGUGGAGGUGUGGAUGGACUUUUUGGACAAAUCUGAGUAGGAGGGGCCAGCACGUGUAAAAUGGCACCUUGGAAGAUGUGUAACCUGGAGUUUGAGACCAUUUUCCAUAGCAUCCUCCUUAUUCACUAGCUUCUGUCAUUUAAAUAAUGAAUGGGGUUAUAGGUGUAAUUCAAUCAGAGAUGGGCUUUCUGUACAUAUGAAGUCAUUUAGUGUGAAGUGAAAUAGUCGAUAUGCAAAGCAUUAUGCUGCCUUUUAAAACAUGAAUUAGGAAUGUAUAUUCCUCAAGACACAGCUUCGUUGGGCAGGGCACAUCGCCAGGAUUUAGAACCACCGCUUACCUAAGAUUGUGCUGUAUGGGGAACUGUCCUCUGGCCAUCGCGAAAUAGGGGCACCACGAAAGCGAUACAAAGACUCCCUGAAGAAGUCCCUCACUGCUUGCUGCAUCGAUCACCGUCAGUGGGCAACACAAGCAGCUGAUCGCAACUCCUGGCGGCACGCAGUCCACCAGGCCACCUCCUUAUUCGAAGAUACCCGCAGGGCCCAUAUGGAGGACAAAAGGAGGAGGAAGAACCAUGAUCCCUCAGCACCCACCCCAGAUCAGACCUAUACUUGCAGCUGUUGUGGCAGGACCUGCUUGUCCCGCAUAGGCCUCGUCAGCCACCAGCGUGCCUGCAGAAGACGUGGAUGUCCUUCCUAGAUCUUCGUUCGCGAAGCCAAGCCAUGAUGAUGAUUAAAUGAAUAAGCAUGAAUUGUAACUGUUGGACAUUACUAUUAAAGUGUCUGUCAGGUGUGGCCGUGCUUUUCUGGAUGCUCCCAAUUUGUUUUCAUGAUGUGUUUUUAAAUGCCCUUUAAUAAAAGAAAAGGUAAGCAUUUUUGUAAUAUUUACAUUUGACUUAAUACACGAAAUAUAUAUGUUCAUAAUAUCAAAACAAUUUCAUGUCAGGCCUACUUUCUGCACUUGUUUUGCUUUUAAUCCCUUGGGUUUCAUUUAAUUGGUCUUAGCAUGAUGUUACUUUUUUAUUUUAUAUGAUAGUAACAGCAGGGGUCUGCAAUUCUACUGUACAACCCACCUGAUGGCUAUGCACGCACCUUGCAUAGUGUAUUUGUGGUUUAGAGUGAAGUGUAGUGUUAAGUGUGCAGUGCAUAGUAUGUGGUAAGUUUUGUGAUGUGUGGUGAAAUGUGUGUAUGUAUGGUGGUGUAUAGUAUGUGUACAGUGGUAGUGUAAAAAGUCAGCGAACGAUGCAGCCAGCCUUCCUGCCGCUCGAGCGUCCGAGUGACGCUGACGAGCACGGCUAGGACACGACCCAGGCAGGGACCUCCUGGACCCUCGUCCCUCCGACUCGCAGCACGUCCGUGAGAAAUCGUGAGGGAGAGGGAUAGUGUGAGGGCUCACAGAGAGCUUAGAGAUAGGUGAGGGUUGGGUACAACUAGGUGGGACGCUGCUCGCUGGGUGGUUUUGGCUCCGGGCCACGUGGGGUUUUCCUACAGUCGUGUCAGCAAUUAACUCCAGCAUAGAGCAACGAUGCCGCGUGAUUUCUGUGGGUGUGGAGAGAGCGUAGACGUGGUGUGGGUGCGUGCCUACGUGUGACGAUCGGCGCGAAUUCAAUCAUAAACCAUCCGGGACGUUCGCAUGCAUGUAUGAACAGUGGAUCAACGCGCGUGUAUUAUUAUCAAUAGUGCGCCGUGACACUGGGAAUUAGCGCGCGUAUAAGGCCAUCGACUGUUUGCACCGUGGAUUAACGCGUGAAUCUUGAUUAAUUCGCCGUUUUACGUGGUGCUUUCUCUUGUGCGCGUGGUUACACGGCGCGCUUCACGCAGUGUGUCCGCAUAGCGACGAUAACGAUCCACGGUGCGACGCGCGAACAUUACCUAGUAAUUGGAGCGUGGGGGCGAGUGAGGCUGCGUGCCGAAGUAAUCCAUUACCUAGUAAAUUGAGCGUGGGGGCGAGUGAGGCUGCGGAGUAAUUAAUUUCCUGCACCAGCACCGCAGCUGCGCUAUUUUUAGCGCGUGCACAUGGUGGGCAACAGAUGCGGGUGGCUGCGCGUUCACGUGGUGGGCAGCAGGUCCGGUAAUGCGCGCGCCCGCAGCCCUACAGCGUGGGUGGUGGGUUACGGGAGGAGUGUGUGGGUUAACCCGAGGUGGUGAGGAGCCAGCCACGAGCCAUGUCCCACAGGGGGGACGCUACAACUGAUAGCAGGUACCACCAUAGUAUGCACUGCUGUAUUAAUAGCAGGUACCACCCCAUUCAGUAUGCACUGCAGUAGUGAAAGCACGUACCACCACUGUCAGUAUGCACUGCCUUUGUGAUAGCAGGUUACACGACAGUCACUAGGCACUGCUGUAGUGAUACCACGAACCAACACAGUCGGUUUGCACUGCUGUAGUUAAAGCAGGUACCACCACAGUCCGUGUGCACCGCUGUAGUGAAAGGAGGUACCACCACAGUCGGUAUGCACUGCUAUAGUGAUAGUGCAUACCGUCAAUGUGUGUGUAAGUCCAUGUGUGUGUGUUAGUCAAUGUGUGUUGCGUGGUGUGCGUGUGUAGACAACUACUCUUUUUAAAUUAAGUUACUUUUCACAAUAAUAAUGCCUGUGUCUAAGUUUAUGUGUGCGUGUGGGUCGAUGUGCGUGUCUGCGGCGAUGUGUGUGUAAGUCGAUGUGUCUGUGUGUGUGAGUCAAUGUGUGUGUGAGUCGAUAUGUUUGUGUGUUUGUGUCAGUCGGUGUGCGUGUGUGUUAGUCGCUGUGCGUGUGUGUUAGUAGCUGUGUGUGCGUCGCUCCAUGUGAGUCAGUGUAAGUACAUUUCUUUCUGUGUGUGUUUUGGUCCAUGUGUGUGUGUGAGUCCGUGUGUGUGUCUGUUCGUACAUUUGUGUGUGUGUACGUCCAUGUGUGUGUGCCUCUGUGCGUGUGUGAGUCCAUUUAUGUUUGUGUGUGAGUCUAUGUAUGUGUGUAUGAGUCGAUGUGUGUCUGUAAGUCGAUGUGUGUGUGUAACUCUUUGUGUGUGUGUGUGUCUAAAGUCGAUGUCUGUGUGAGUCCCUGUGUGUGUGUGUGCAUUUAAGUCGAUGUGUUUCUAUGUGUGUGGGUCGAUGUGUGUGUUUGUCAUUUUUGCCCGGGCAACGCCGGGUACUUACCGCUAGUGUCAUUUUUUUGUCUGUGUGUCUGUACAAAAAUUGCGAAGGAUUUGGCUCGCAAACUGUGAGGUUUAAGUUUUUAAAAAGUAGCCAGGUACCACGCGAUAAGCCCCACGGUGAGCCAGCGCUAUUCGAUUUUCACAUCUGUCAACUUUAAAGUAGUUAAAUGAGCAAUUUAGUGCUAUUAUAUUGUGCUGCUCAACACAUGCCAAAGCACGCAUCUACGCAUGCGCGACAAAGCUGAGCCGUGGUUGCCCCUAGCAACGCAUACACGUUCGGUGGAGGGGGCAAUUCAUUUGCGUUCAAAAUGCCAAAAAAAUGCACAGGACUGAGGUAAAAUUUUCACUUUCAUGUCCUCUUCUCACCCCAAUGUGUGCAGUUACUAUAGAGUUGCUAGAUGCUACUACUAUAGGCCGUAGAUACUACU